Molecule: messenger RNA, 555 nt
Organism: Plasmodium yoelii
Lineage: Eukaryota; Apicomplexa; Aconoidasida; Haemosporida; Plasmodiidae
Product: fam-c protein
Exons: 2
Coding region: 1-555 (184 amino acids)
Source: RefSeq, a predicted model, not a curated record
AUGAAUAAAAGGAUAUUUAGUUUAGUUUGCAUUGCCUUGUAUACCCUUUUGACUGUACCAGCACAUUGCUCCGAACAGGAAGUAUCUGAUGUAGGAAACAAAAGUGACGAAAAAAAUGAUAUAGAAUAUAAACGUGAAACACAAUUAAAGAAUACAAAUUCUAAAGAUGAUAGAGGAUUCAAUUGUUUUAAUAUAUUUAAAAAAAAUAAAAGAACACAAUCACAUUCAUAUAGUAAAGUACCCUUAACUCAUCCAUAUAAUAAAAUAACCGAAACAUCUUCAAAUAACAAUGACUCUAUUCAUAAGAUAGAAUUGUUGAUGGAAAAGAUUGCCCGUUACUUUCUUGCAAACCAUUCAGAAAUUUUAAAGUUUUUAUCAAAUAAUAAAAUAACCGAAGCAUCUUCAAAUAACAAUGACGCUAUUCAUAAGGUAUCAUUAGAGAUGCGAAAAAUUAUGCGUGAACUUCUUGAAAAAAGUCCAGAAGGUUUAAAGUUAUUGUCACGAUUAGCUGAAAAAUUAGAAAAACGUCCUUCAAAUGAUAAACCAAGUGAAUAA